Lacerta agilis (Sand lizard) is the source of this 4008-nucleotide messenger RNA. It is a transcript of the gene PCDH18, whose product is annotated as protocadherin 18. Gene Ontology annotation, molecular function: calcium ion binding. Lineage: Eukaryota; Metazoa; Chordata; Lepidosauria; Squamata; Lacertidae. Gene Ontology annotation, biological process: homophilic cell-cell adhesion. The coding region runs from base 26 to 3502 and encodes 1158 amino acids. The record is from RefSeq and is a predicted model, not a curated record. The transcript is spliced from 4 exons. Gene Ontology annotation, cellular component: plasma membrane.
GGAGUGGGGUGGGGAAGGCAAAUGCAUGCGGAGACAUCGAGCAGAAGUUGAGAGAAGCGCUUUGCGAACUUGUGGGGAAGGAAAGGCUUUCGCGAUGCCGAGGCUGAACGCCGGCAAGACGCACUUGGCCGCCCUGCUCGCCCUGGCGACGGUGGCGGCUUGCUGGGGAGGCGCCGCGGGCAAGACUUUGAAAUACCGGAUCUACGAGGAGCAGAGGGUGGGCUCGGUCAUCGCGCGGCUCUCGGAAGACGUGGCAGACGUUUUGUACCGGCUGCCCAACCCUUCCUCCGUACGCUUCCGAGCCAUGCAGAGGGGCAACUCUCCCUUGCUGAAGGUCCGCGAGGAUAACGGCGAGAUCAGCAUCGGCGCCAAGAUCGACCGCGAGCAACUAUGCCAGAAGAACUUGAACUGCUCCAUCGAGUUCGACGUGAUCACGCUGCCCACCGAGCACCUCCAGCUUUUCCACAUCGAGGUGGAGGUGCUGGAUAUUAACGACAACUCGCCGCAGUUCUCCCGAGCGCUCAUCCCCCUCGAGAUCUCCGAGAGCGCCGCUGUGGGCACCCGGAUCCCUCUGGACAGCGCUUUCGACCCGGACGUCGGGGACAAUUCCCUGUACACGUACUCGCUGUCGGCCAACGACUUCUUCACCAUCGAAGUGCGCACGAGGACCGACGGGGCCAAAUAUGCCGAGCUGAUCGUAGUGAGUGAGCUGGACCGGGAGCUGAAAUCGAGCUACGAACUCCAGCUGACCGCCUCGGACAACGGGGUGCCUCAGCGCAGUGGGUCUUCCAUCCUGAAGAUCAGCAUUUCCGAUUCCAAUGACAACAGCCCCGUUUUCGAGCAGCAGACCUACAUCAUCCAGCUGCUGGAGAACUCGCGAGUUGGGACUUUGCUCAUCGACCUCAACGCGACUGAUCCGGAUGAGGGGGCGAAUGGGAAAGUUGUCUAUUCUUUCAGUAGCCACGUGUCUUCCAAGAUCAUCGAGACUUUUAAGAUGGACUCUGAGAGGGGGCAGCUGACCCUUCUCAAGCCAGUGGACUAUGAAACCACCAAAUCCUAUGAAAUUGAUGCCCAGGCUCAAGAUCUGGGUCCCAAUUCUAUCCCAGCUCACUGCAAGAUUAUCAUCAAGGUUGUGGACGUGAACGACAACAAGCCAGAUAUCAAUUUAAACCUGAUGUCUCCUGGGAAGGAGGAAAUUGCUUACAUUUCUGAGAAGGCUUCGGUAGAGACUUUUGUGGCCCUGGUGAGAGUGCAAGACAAAGAUUCUGGGUUGAAUGGAGAGGUGGUGUGCAAGCUCCAUGGGCAUGGUCACUUUAAACUCCAAAAGACCUAUGAAAACAACUAUUUCAUCUUAACAAAUACUACUCUGGAUCGAGAAAAGCGAUCUGAAUAUAGCUUGACUGUCAUAGCAGAAGACAGGGGGACCCCAAGUCUCUCCACAGUGAAACACUUUACUGUCCAGAUCAUUGAUGAAAAUGACAACCCACCUCAGUUCCAGACCAACAGAUAUGAAAUUGUAAUUCUGGAAAAUAACUCUCCAGGUGCAUAUAUCACCUCUGUUACAGCCACAGAUCCAGAUCUAGGAGAUAAUGGGCAGGUGACAUACACUAUCUUGGAGAGCUUUAUUUUGGGAAGCUCCAUAACUACCUAUGUGACCAUUGAUCCUUCCAAUGGAGCCAUCUAUGCACUUAGAACUUUUGAUCAUGAAGAAGUAAACCAAAUUGCCUUUGUGGUUCAGGCUAGAGAUGGAGGGAGCCAGCAACUUGCCAGCAAUACAACAGUUGUGCUCACUAUCAUUGAUGAAAAUGACAACGCCCCCUGGAUUAUAGAGCCAGUACUGCACAACAAUACAGCAAAGAUUUCAAUCCCCAAAGAAGCUGAAAUCAAUUACCCUGUCACUAGGAUAAGAGCCAUAGACAAAGACUCAGGGAUGAACUCAGAACUCAGCUGUUCAUUAGCAAGUAGUAGUGAAGACCACCUCUUCAUAAUGGACGCACAGACAUGUGACAUCUAUCUCAAUGCUAGCAUUGAAUCUGCCAAAUCAACAGAAUGGGAACUUUCAGUGGUGGUUCAGGACAAAGGAAGUCCUCAGCUCAGUACCAAAGCACUUCUGAAAUGCAGUGUUGUUAAAUAUGUUUAUCUGCCUUCAGCUACAGAAGCUACGUACAUUAGCCAACCUUCUCUAGAUGUUUCCAUGAUCACAAUUAUAUCCUUAGGGGCAAUAUGUGCUGUUUUGCUAGUUAUCAUGGUUGUCUUUGCUACAAGGUGCAAUCGUGAGAAAAAGGACACCAGAUCCUAUAACUGUCGCGUAGCAGAGUCCACAUACCAGCAUCACCCCAAAAGGCCAUCAAGACAGAUCCACAAAGGGGACAUUACACUAGUGCCUACUGUUAAUGGUACUUUGCCAAUCAGGUCACACCAUAAAGCUUCACCUUCAUCAUCUCCAACACUAGAAAGAGGGCAGAUGAGCAGUCGCCAAAGCCACCACAGUCACCAGUCUCUAAACAGUCUGGUGACCAUCUCAUCAAAUCACGUACCUGAGAAUUUCUCCCUUGAGCUCACUCAUGCUACACCUGCUGUUGAGGUCUCUCAACUUCUCUCAAUGCUUCAUCAAGGCCAGUAUCAGCCAAGGCCAAGUUUUAGAGGAAACAAAUAUUCCAGAAGCUACAGGUACGCCCUUCAAGAUAUGGAUAAGUUCAGCUUGAAAGACAGUGGCCGUGGUGACAGUGAAGCAGGAGACAGCGAUUAUGAUUUGGGGAGAGAUUCUCCAAUUGACAGACUUCUUGGAGAAGGAUUCAGUGACCUUUUCCUUACAGAUGGGAGAAUUCCUGCAGCAAUGAGACUAUGCACAGAAGAAUGCAGAGUCUUGGGACAUUCCGACCAGUGCUGGAUGCCACCUCUGCCUUCUCCAUCUUCUGAUUACAGAAGUAAUAUGUUUAUUCCUGGGGAGGAAUUUCAGCCACAGCAAACUCAACCACCACAACAGCAGGUACUGGAAGAGGAUGCUCAAGCCGUUGAGACGACUGAAAAGAAAAAGAGCUUUUCAACUUUUGGCAAAGAAAGUCAGAGCGAGGACGAAGCAGGUGACAUGUGCACCUCAUCCCUGCUGUCAGAAAUGAACAGUGUUUUCCAGCGCCUUUUGCCUCCUUCAUUAGAUGCCUACACGGAAUGCAACGAAAUGGAUCCCUCCAGCUCGCUAGAGCGCAGGAAAGGACAUUUGCCUGCCAAGACUGUAAGCUAUCCACAAGGGGUGGCAGCUUGGGCAGCCAGCACACACUUCCAAAACCCUGCAAACAACACUGGGCUUCCUUUGGGGACUCAUUCAGGGGCCCAGCCAUCUUCUAAAUGGCUGCCAGCCAUGGAGGAAAUCCCAGAGAAUUAUGAAGAAGAUGACUUUGACAAUGUGCUUAACCACCUCAGUGACGGUAAACAUGAACUAAUGGAUGCUAGCGAGCUGGUGGCAGAAAUCAACAAGCUGCUACAAGAUGUCCGACAGAACUAGAGAGUUUUGUUUCAUAGCAUAUUAAUUUUCCAUAUUUAUGGAAAACAGAGAUGGGAACCCAGAAUGAAAAGAACUGGCAUUGCCAAUUAGUUACAUUUAUCAUAAAUGUGUCUGUGUAUGUUGAAUAUUAAAAGACUGUAUUUUCAUAUGUACACAAUGCAAGUGUGAUUAUCUUUAACUGUAUUUUAAAAAUACAUUUGUACCUUAUAUUUAUGUGUAAUUUAACAAAUAAAUUUUAUUUUUGUACUCCCAUGGCAAGCAUGUUUUCCUACAUAUAUGCACCUGGCACUGUUUGUGUCUGACAUUCAUUAUUCUAACCACAAGAGUGUAUAAAAACUAAGGGAUGCCAUUUUCCAUGGGUUUUGCCCCCCACCCCCACCCCCACAAUCAACUGUUAUGGUACAAAAAUCAAAUCAAGUGAAACCUUAUCCAAAUGUUAGUUUCAAUAACUGAUCUAACAUCUUGUUACAAUGUUUCAUUCUUAUAAUAAAGAGUUAUCAACUCCC